Messenger RNA from Equus caballus (horse), 582 nucleotides. NCBI's taxonomy places the organism in Eukaryota, Metazoa, Chordata, Mammalia, Perissodactyla, Equidae. The record is from RefSeq and is a predicted model, not a curated record.
UGGAGCCCAGGGAUAUAGUGGGCAGGAAUGAGCACUGGUAUCUAGAGAGGCCCAGACCAGCAGACGAUCCAGCCAGGCCGAUCAGGGCAAAACCCAGCAAACACCAUGUCUGGGAGGAGAAAUCGCCAGCUGUCUUUUAGGCGUAGGAAGCACACCCAGUCCCGCUCUACAAGAGCCGAGCUGCAGUUUCCUGUUAGCCGUGUGGACCGCCUCCUGCGACAGGGUGCGUAUGGCCAGCGCCUGAGCUCGUCGACACCUGUUUUCCUCGCUGGUAUUCUUGAAUACCUGACAGCCAACAUCCUGGAGCUGGCAAGCAAGGAGGCCCACAGCAGCCGCAAGAUACGCAUCACCCCAGAACACGUGCAGAGGGCAGUGGAGAACAACCAGCACCUCAGCCACCUCUUUGAGAAUGAGACCUACCGUCAGAGUGAUCAGAUGCCGCAACCCAGUAAGAAGUGAUGCCGGAGUCCCACAGCCUGGCGAGACCUCAUCAACAGCCUCAUCUGGUCCCCCAGUGACCCAUAGAUGGGAAGGCUUGGUCUUCUGCUGUCAGUGCAUACAAUUAAAGCAUUUAUUGCUGUG